This is a messenger RNA of Porites lobata, 8818 nucleotides long. The record is from the annotation of a GenBank genome assembly. NCBI's taxonomy places the organism in Eukaryota, Metazoa, Cnidaria, Anthozoa, Scleractinia, Poritidae.
AUGGAAAACGACGUUCUCACGACGCUGAAGAUCUUGAUUGUUGGCGAAAGUGGAGUUGGAAAAUCUAGGUAAGCUGAUAGGGUUAUUACAGAUAAGUUCCAUGUUUUAAACAUGGAACUUAUCUGUAAUAAUAACCUAAUAGGUUAUUUGCCUCAGACAACCGUUUAUGUAAGCUUAUCACUCAUUCCAGUGGUUAAGGAUGCAGAGUCCAGCUUUAUAGGUUUUAUACAUAAUUUUUACGUAGAAACGGGCACGAAUUUUUAUGAAAGUAAUCUCUAUAGAGGUGCAGUGUUACAUGUAAGCCCUGUAGGAAAAAUUGAACAUAUAAUUUUAAGAUAAAGCUAUAGUUUACUUUUAAAUUAUGUUAAGGAUUUGUUUUAAAUGGCUGUUAAAUUGAUGAUUGCAAAAUUCUUCAACUAAAUUUUAUGCAGCCUACUCCUGAGGUUCACUGACGACACGUUUGAUCCUGAUAUUGGAGCCACAAUAGGUAAGUACUGGAGUGGGUCAUGUACAGUGCCAUCCUUGGGGGCUGUUUACCAGGGAAAUUCAUGUGUUUUUGCUAAAGGUUUGGCACAACCUCCUCUAUGUUAAAGCAACAUUUUCCCACCAGAAAGGUAUCGCUGUCCCAACCCCUUUAGGCAUUUGUACAGUGUAUGCUGUGUUUCAGCAGCUAAAACAGCAAAUAAUUAAUCUUUUUAGGAAAUCCUUACACUGCACUUUAAUGUGAAAAACAAAAUGCGCAGACACAGUCAAACCUCAAAGUGUGACUGCCUCCUGCUUAUGGGAACAACUUGCAAAAGCAACAACUUUUCAUUGUUUCAAGCUGCUGCGUUGUUCAAACCACAAAGCUGUUACUCAGCUGCUACACUGUACAUGAUAAUGAAAAAUAUUGCAUGAUGACUUGCUCAUGCAGGUGGUAAGACAGGCAGCAUUGAUUCUCAACAGUAUUUCAUGAAAUGUUGCAGAAAUUUGUUACGUAUACACCUCCCAUCUAGUUUUACCAAUAAACUGGGGCUUAUUUCUCGUAUUAUUAUUACCUGUCAUGGUGUGGACCUGUAAUUCUCUGCCAUGCUCCAAGAGUUUAAAUUUCGUGAUUUUUUUCUGUUGUCAAUUAAUUCCUUCCUUCAGGUAAAUCAGCAAUAAGAGAGAUCAUGGUUUUCAGUUAACAUGCAUAACUCUGUCACUGCAGUGACCUUCUCAACAUUUUAUUUAUUUAUUUAUUUAUUUAUUAUUUUCCCACAAUAAAGAUUACACAAGCAUUACAUUAUACAAAGAUGUGGCGAGGGGACCUCAGAAAACCACAAGGCUUGUACGAGGAGGCCCCCUCGUUACAAUAAUAUUAAGCAAUAGAACUAUAACAACACACAACAACGGACAGUACAAGACGCAUUAUCGAUAUAGUAGAAAAUCAAAAACUUUCGUUUUAAACGAUUGCAAUGUAAAAAUCGAAGUGACUGAGUUUGGUAAAGAAUUCCAAAUUUUAGGGCCUUGGAACAAAAUAGAAAAUUGUUUGGUGUUAGUUCGGCAGGCAUGAGAACGGAAAUGCGAGGAACUUCUAGUAUUAUAAUUAUGAAUAUUGCUACUAGUAACAAAAAGGUUCGAAAAAAGCGGUGGCAGUAAUUGAUGAUAAUAUGAAAACAAUUAACACGAGAAAGAGAGAGCCGAAAAUUGCUCUUAUUUCUUUCUGAAAAAUCUCUUUUAGUGAGAUAUUUAGUUUGGCUAUUUUUCGACGCUAUUUCUGUCUCAUCCACUUCAUCUCAUCCACUUCAUAAACAUUUACAUAAACAUUUACUGUCAUGUGCUCCCUGUGAAUUGUUUUAUUUUAACAACAUAAUGAGGAGUAUCACAGUUUUAAUGUAUAAACACAACUUGAAACCAGCCGCAUUUUAAAUAUAUGAUAAGACUUAUCAACAAGUUUUUAUUAGUAAUAUUAUUAUUGAAGCCGCUUGUAACUCAAACUUUGCUUUCUUUGAUUUGCAGGUGUCGACUUCAAAGUUAAAACACUUACUAUUGAUGGCAACAAGGCAAAACUCGCUAUUUGGGUAAAUACUUCAUUCCUACAGUGUGUAUUUUGGCUGCCAGAUAAUUUAAAUUAUUAAAAACUGAAUCAUUGGAUAAGCCUUUAUACCAUGCUCUCUAGACGGUAACUGUACGCAUUUGCACAAAAUUCAAAACAAGCUGAAAAUCGGCUGUUUUUUACAAAUAAAGUCGGGAAGAAUUCUCGAUAUUUUGUGGGCGUUUUUGAUAAAACAAUUAUUCCACUCACGCUUGUUGGAUAUGAGAUGAUUAUAGCCAACUCGGCGCUCAAGACUCGUCAGGCCAUCUGAUAGGGUGUGAUAAAAAAUCAGAAAUCGUGCGAUAUUUUUAGGGUAGAUUGUGUGAUAAGAUAGGACUAUUAUGUGAUAAAUUGUGUGAUUUUUUCAGGGCUAAUUUACAUUGUUUUACCAGGUUUCAAAGGAGAAAAACCACUUAAAUGUGGUUUAACAGGCAAUUUUAAUGUAAAGGAUAAUAAAACAUCUAUUUUACAACAAAAUAGUUAAAUUUGUUCGAUUAUUUUGACCUGGAAAAGAAAAAGGACACUUGAUUAAUAUUACAUGACACCGUUACACCGCUGACCACACAGCUUGUCUCUGAAAUGAAAAUGGCUGGCCAGCUACCACGAUAAGGUUUCAGAUGCCUUGCAAGGCUUUCUUUAGUGGUAAAUCACCUUAACUAACAUUAAGAUAAUGGGAAAAUGUUUAAUUAAAGUUAGAAUUCAUUGUUUACUUUCCUUGAAUUUAGCAUUUUUUUGCGAAUUAUGCGAUUUUCCUCAAAUUUUGCGAUCGGAUGCAAUUUGAGAUCAAUUGUGCGAAAUCGUACCAUCGCGUAAUAUCAGAUGGCCUGCCUCGUUGGCUAUCUCGUGGGAUAAUUGAUAAUUAUUGUAUGCAGGAUAAACCAUUUUACCCUCACAGCUGGUGCAAUAUUGAGUGAUGCAUUAUUUAAGUCAUAUUAAAUGGGAUGAUUACCGGCCUAAGGAAGUACAGGCGUUAAUAACAACAAGUCGGUGUUUUGGAACUCAAUCUAUUUACAGUGGAACCUCAAUAACGCAGUGCCAAGGGACUGGCAAAAUUUAUUCACUAUAACGAGGUUUUGUUAUAUCAAGGUACUUUUCCAUAUGUUUUACUAUUACUGAGGUAAGGAAAAUCAUUCAUUAUACCAAGGACUUCAUUAUAUAGUGGUUUGUUUUAUCGAGGUUCCACUGUAAUUAGAUACAUACUUAGAGCAUGUUUGGUUUUGUAUUCUAUUAUAAAUUGUUUUUUUCUGUAAUAUUUUUUUCUCUUGUGCCCAUCUCAACUAGCACAGAAGCUAAUUUCUGGCAUAUUAAAUAGCGUUGUCCUUUUAUAAGAAAAGGAAGAUUUUAAAAAAAGCUUGUUUUUGUUGUUGUACCAUAGGAUACUGCAGGGCAGGAGCGCUUCCGAACAUUGACACCCAGUUAUUACAGAGGAGCACAAGGCGUUAUUUUAGGUAGUUACUUAACUCUAUAAUUUUCAUAAUAAUUAUAUCAUUGUGUAUUCUCUUGACAGCCUUUUGGUGAUCUCUUUAUUCACAAUCUCUAUACAUAACAUCAGACAUACACAGUACACAUCCAUAUAUUCUGAAUAAAUACAUGUACACUGUACCAAGAUUCUUUAUAAUAGACACUUGCACUAUGUAACUCUCACUAUGAAAACCUCUUUUCUCACACUACCAAACAUGUUUGCUCUAAGGGCCUGCUAAGUUAAAUGGCCCAGAAAGUAGCCACACACAGCACUUGUGGUAAAAUUGCAUCAGUGAUACAUUUUGGGUGCAUUCCUUUGGGAUGAUAAGGAUCAGGAUCAGUGAACUGAGAUCAUUCAGUUCAUGGUAGAUCAAAUGAACUGAUGAAUCCUUGUGCAGAGUGGAUUCAUUGGUUUAUUUGAUCUUCCAUGAUCUCAGCGAUCUCGGAUUCCUGACCCUGAUCCAGAUCAUCCUAAAGGAACGCAUCCUUUAAUUCAUGCAGUUUCCUUUGAUGGUGAUAGUAAUUUGAAGCAUAAUAUACGACAAAACACUGAUACUAACAGGAUAUUAUCUAUUCAAUUCAGGAAUUAACCUUCCUGGGAGGUAUCUGCUAUAGUGGGGGUUAAAACUUAAGUCCCAACAAUGACUAACAUCAAUUUUCUCCUAACCGUAUACAUACAUCAUCAGAAGAAAAGGCUAUAAGAAGUAAUAAAAUGAUCACCAAAGGGAAAAUUGUUUGGCCUUUUAUCAAAAUCUUUCAACUAGUUCUUUAAAGAAAUGUGUUGGGGAUUUGGAAAUUACAGUGUACGUAUGUACAGUGUAUGUGUGUGGAUAUUGGGGCUUAAAAGGUCAAGUUUUUUUAGUUUUUCAAUGGUUAAUUUUACCCCCACAGUCAUAUUUUAUUUAAUGGGAUGAUUCCCGGCCUAAGGAAGUACAGGCGUCAAUAGGGUGUGUACUAAAAGAUUUUUGUUCUAAAACUAUACAUAACUAUACUGUUAGUAGAGAAAGUUCGGUAGUUUAUUAAGAUGGCCUAGUUGAUGCUGAUUUGAACUUGAGUAGCUUUUGUAUGCUGCACUAUUUUGAAAAUUAUCUUACUACUCUGGUUACUUUCUUUUUAGUUUAUGACACAAGCAGCAGAGACACAUUUGAUAAACUGGAAGAAUGGCUAAAUGAAGUAGAAAUGUACUCAACAAAAAAGGACAUAAUAAAAAUGUUGGUUGGCAACAAAAUAGAUAAGGUAAUUUCAAUUCAUUGCAGCACUGGCUCUUUGAGCCCUUUAGAUCUGUAACAACAAGUAUUGUUUUGCAUGUGUGUCAGUAUCUCAAUUUUGAUUGGCUAAAACCACGCAGCUUAAUGUUGCUAGCACUUUUUUUCGCAAUAUCAUUCCUUAAGACACUAGUUUUACUACAUGUGCAUGUACAUGUGGAAGUUACUUAUACUUUUUGUACAUGUGGAAGUGAUGCCAUUUUGCAGAAAGUAGUUUUACAAUGCAAGAAACGUCUGUUUUACAGAGGCUCUCAACUCCGCCUGUGGAUACUAGUAGUUGUAGAUUCUGUGCAUGUUUUUGAAUUAGUCUGUGGGUAUCACAAAUUUGAUAGCAAGGCAUGGAUUUCAUGGUGGUGAUUACAUGUAACAAUAUUUAUGUUGCUGUUACAUUUUAGGAAGGCCGUGAGGUUGACAGGAAACAGGGUUUGCAGUUUGCUCGAAGACAUUCUAUGUUAUUUAUUGAAGCAAGGUGAGUAAACAAUGGUUGAUUGAUUGUAAAAGGCUUAAACAUUAUUGAUCGUAAAUUGCACAGCAUGGAACAAAAAAAAUUCGACUUCUCAAUCGCGCUUGCUCUAAAACCCACGACCUAACCAAGUUAUUAUUACAUUAAUAGUUGUGAUUUGUUUCAUUCAUGCAGUGCAAGAACAAAGGAAGGAGUGCAGCUUGCAUUUGAAGAACUGGUAGAAAAGGUAACUAUAUAACUUCAUUCUGGGAGUUUUCUUGUCUGUAAUUAUAUUACCAUCAUUAAACUUUUAGAGACCUUUAGAUUUUGAGGACGACCGUGAGAACGAGUGAACCAGCGUCAUUUUGGCGGGAAAAUGUGAUAGCCGUCGUCAUAGUUCUACUACGGGUUUAGCGAAGAUCUCGUAGUGACGAAAACAAGUUAUCAAAUGUUAGAAGUUUCAAUAUUUUGCGAUCGGGAGAUUGCUUAACCUCCUUCAAUAAAAAUAACCGUGCUAACUUCUCUGGUGAAGAAAAUUUUAAAAUGAGGCCUUCAGGGUGUCCAUUUUUUAAGAAUACGGGAAAAUUAAUUCAACAGUACAUUCAAGAGCAAGAAGUUUGCAUCGGACUAUUCAGUACAUACCAGUUUAAUAAGUUUGCAUGAUAUAAAUGGAGCUGACACAAAACAAAGGCAAGCACAAAAAAUUAUUGUUAAUUUAAACAACGCGAGUUGUUCUUGAUUUACUCUGAAACGGUAUUUUGCACUGUUUGUGUAAAUUCUCAACCCCAAAAGACCAAAAACCUGGAGAUCAAGGUCAAAAAACCACGAGGUUUGGUGAAAAAACCUGGAGAUUUUUCGACGGCAUCGAAAAGAACUAAAAACAGGGGUAGGGAACACAUAAAAACGGAAUUGGAUCGAUAAGAAUACGUUUAACAGGAUACGAACCUUCCUAUUCUGUUUUGAACUUUGUCUUCGCCCAACGAAUAUUCAUCGUUUCCCACGAUUUUGACAACGUGAACGAAACGUAUCUAGAUGCGACAAACUGGCAAUGAUAACCUUAUUUGGUAUGUGUCUUCUAAAUAUGGUUUUGAGGUCCGUAUCUUGUCAACAAGACGAUCAAAUAUGACAAAUACCGUAAAUGAUCUAAUAAACGCUCACUCUAAAAUAAACACCCCCUUAUCUAAAAAUAAACGCCCCUUAUCCUUUUAGAGCAUCCAAUCACCAAAUUGCGGACCAAAGGAGUUAAACUAGAUUUGCUUUUUAAGCUUUUAUAUCUGGAUUCAAAUUUCGCACUAACCUGGGGUUAUCUUUACCCCGCUUUGAACAACCCAGCUCAGGUUUCCAAAGACUAACCUCACUGUCAUUUCUUUGUACAGAUAAUUCAAACACCAGGUUUAUGGGAGAAAGAUGGUGCCACAGGUGGAGUAAAACUGACAGAAGCCGGUUCACAAGUCAUCUCAGGAUGCAGUGGAAUGUGUUCACUUUCAUGACUACUCUGACUCAGUUGAAAUGUUUUUAUCCUUGGACCUCAAAAGUAAUUUUGAAAAUUUUUCUUACUGGUAGUGAUAUAUUAGACUGUACAGUCGAAUCUCCCUGAACCACCCCCUGGGCCGGAUUAGAAAAAGGAUCCCCAUUGGGAAGGUGAACUCACGUUAAAAAUGCAUUGGUUGUAUUUCGCUAGGGCCAUGAAAGUUCUUAGUGAAUACUUGUUGCAAGAAAGACGUCAAUUAAAUAUUGAAGCAAUAGCCGUGAUUUUAUUCGACCCGUGAAAUAGGUAGUAGAAUACAACGAACUAUUAUGCGCUAGUUCUAUUGUCUUCGUUUGUUUAUUUUGCAGUAGUUGUUAUUAUCUGCUUCACGGUUCAAGUAUAAUCACUCUAUACUUAAAGAAGUUGAACUGUAUGUUUGUAACCUGCAUCAAGGGCAUAUUUUAUGACAUUCUCCAAGAGGGUGUACAUGUAAUUUUGGGCAGCAGUAAGAUUCAGUUAAACUGCCCGGGCACUCCUGCGACAUUUGUAAAAGCAAGAAGGUGUCCAAACAUUAAAGGGGGGAAACAGAAUUAGAAUUCAGUACUAGUUCAUCAAAAAUCGCGGUUAUUGCUGGUUGGUUUUAAAGGGUCUAUAUCCCAUUAUUUUCUACCUGUCUUUGUAUCAAUUGAAUUCAAAAAACAAUUGUCCAAUUUUUAUUUAAGACUAUAUUUAGGCAACGAAACUACAGGAGCAUUUUGUGUAUGCGGUGAAGGUACUAAGUAAUAACUUCAGCUAAGAAUUGACCUAAAACCGCAAUAUCCUCGUUACAUAGCCCCGUUAAGCCAGGGCUUCAAGGGCCGUUAUGGUUUGAACAAUAGCGAGCUUAAGCAAUGACGACGGCGACGUCAACGAGAACGGUAGAAACGUAAUAGGUUUAAUGAGCAAAACAACAACUCUGCGCGUGCAUCACGCUUUUUUGUACAUUUCUUUGCCGUCACCACACGACUACGACGUGAAAAUGGCUAAUUUCACGAUGUACAGAGGAAGUACACAAGCGACGACUAAAUUUCCUCUCUCUUUCUGAACUUGGAUAUGGUUCUUAGGAAUUCAACUUUAGGAGGGUUCGCCUACAUUUGACAAAGUUAGUGACUUGGACUAAUCGUGAUGAAGAUUGAAAGAACGCGAAAUCACUUUUUCAGCGACGUUUUCUCUGCCGUCGCCGUCCUCGGAUCUUAAGGUCCCUAUUAGGGAGCGACGGCGAUGUCAACGGGAACGGUUAGAAAGCAAUAGGUUGAGAUGGGCAAAACGUACGUUCCUUUGCCGUCACUGCACGACUACGACGUGAAAAUGCCUAAUUUCACGUUUUGUGAAGAACGUGAACAUAAGACGACAACUUUAUUUUUCUUUUCCUGAACGCCCAGAAAAAAUUGCCAACGUUUGACAGACUCAACGAGAUGGAAUAAGCACGAUAAAGUUUGAAGCAGCACGACUUCACUUUUCAAGUGACGUUUUCGUAGCCGUCGCCAUCGUUGUUGCCUAAGCACCCUACUCCUGUUCCCUAAAGUUCUCCAUUAAAUACCCUGUAUAUUCGGCUUAACCAGAGGCAAACUGUCGAUGUCAGGCAGCCUGAACUCACGAGGUUCCGAAAAGAUUACCCAAAGAAUCCCUGCAAAUGCCCACCAUUAGUUUGAAGCAUGAAAAGUCUAGUUACUUGAGGAAAUUAAAAUAAUCUUCAGAAGCUCGGGUACUUUGGAGUUGAGAGCAAUGUUUCGAGUGGUUGGCCUUUUUUGAUCUUUUUUGUACUUCUUUGUGACUGAUCGACGAAAUAACUUUUCACCUACAUGGUUGUACGCCACGGUUUUUACGACAUAAUAAUCAAGGUGGAAGUACUCUUUUCUUAACAGUAGGAUUAAAAUAAAAUUUAGCCUGUUCAGCGCGAAAGGAGAAAGUUGCUUCCUUCCGCUCGUGCGUCCGCAAAUUUAUGACAUGGUAUGAUCAACUUUUACACUCGCUUGCAAAACUGAAAUAAAUAAAACUGUCGCUAGACCUGUCCGUAGGGAAAUGCGGUAUGAAUUAUAGCCUAUUCCAACUUGGCAAGACCUUUUGUAAAUUUACACCGUCAAUCA